AUGUCCUUUCCACUCUAUGAUUACACAAUUCUCCCUUGUGACUCCGAACGGGUCCGCCAGUGGGCUCCCAAAUUCAUCGAUUUUCGAUUGACCGCGCUCAAAUCAGCCCCGAGAAAUUCCACAUCAUCCCAUGAGCUCGAGGCCGCCAUCCCCGAGCAAGAAUGGGUAUUGAAUCUCAGUAAACCGACCUUUCGGGUGCUGCUUUCCACCCCUCACCUCGCAGGUGAUGCUGCCACGCCCCUCUGGGACCGUGAAUGGGCCGGGAUUCUAUGUAUGCACGGCCCCCUGUAUGAGCAUCCGGCCGCAGACAACUGUACCACGUCGACCUGGUAUCUGGGAUCGGGCUUCGUGGUACCGGAUCAUCGAGGAAGUCGUGUCAUGUUCGAUCUCUUUCAUUUUGGUGUGCAGCAAGCGCGGAUUCUUGACUUGAAGCAGCACAAUCAGCGAGGAUUCCAGACGGCUCAGUGUCGCACUCGUGUCCAAGUGAUGACAUCGCCCGGGCAGACGAGCCAAAGGUCAUCAACUACUAUCGAACUGGUGGCCUUGAGAUUACGGAACAUUUGA
Penicillium manginii is the source of this 564-nucleotide messenger RNA. RefSeq lists its product as uncharacterized. The coding region runs from base 1 to 564 and encodes 187 amino acids. Lineage: Eukaryota; Fungi; Ascomycota; Eurotiomycetes; Eurotiales; Aspergillaceae. The record is from RefSeq and is a predicted model, not a curated record. The transcript has a single exon.